This is a messenger RNA of Daphnia carinata, 534 nucleotides long. RefSeq names its product larval cuticle protein 16/17-like. NCBI's taxonomy places the organism in Eukaryota, Metazoa, Arthropoda, Branchiopoda, Diplostraca, Daphniidae. The coding region runs from base 43 to 504 and encodes 153 amino acids. The transcript has 3 exons. Gene Ontology annotation, cellular component: extracellular matrix. The record is from RefSeq and is a predicted model, not a curated record.
CUACCCUACGCACUAGUCAACUAUAUAACGUAGCUGUGUUGGAUGGAAAAAGGCAUCAGUCGUUCCACGAUUCCAUCAGCCAAAACUUCUUCCUCCAUCAUGCAGGUCCAAACUGUCAUCAUUUUCGUUUCAUUGGCCGGUGUUUUCACUGCUGGGCAAGAGCAGCCGCAAUAUGAAAAUGUAGCGGCCAAGUCUUCUUAUGAGCAACAGCAGGCUCCAAUGCCGCAUUCCUUUGCGUGGGCUGUUAAAGAUGAGCCCAGCAAGAACGACUACUCUCACCAACAGGAGAGCGAUGGCAAGGUGACAACUGGAUCCUACCGUGUCAUUUUGCCGGACGGCCGCACUCAGAUCGUCACAUACAAGGCGGAUCAGAAUGGAUAUGUUGCUGAUGUCAAAUACGAAGGUGAGGCUCGCUAUCCGGAAUACAAGCCUUCCUCGUACAACAAACAAGCGGAAUAUCCUACUCCGACCGAAGCGGCCAAACCGGAAUACCCCUCUGCUUAAGAAUUUGUUUACUUAGCUUGUUUUUCUAAA